Molecule: messenger RNA, 7268 nt
Organism: Hydra vulgaris (swiftwater hydra)
Lineage: Eukaryota; Metazoa; Cnidaria; Hydrozoa; Anthoathecata; Hydridae
Biological process (GO): siRNA processing
Cellular component (GO): nuclear RNA-directed RNA polymerase complex
Molecular function (GO): RNA-directed RNA polymerase activity; ATP binding; nucleic acid binding
Source: RefSeq, a predicted model, not a curated record
UUUUACGUUGGCUAAAUGUUUUUCUCACUUUCAGUAUAAUUUAAAAAAAUUAUAUAUCAAAUUUGAAAUAUCUUAUCUGCAUAUACUUAUAAAAUUGAACAUGGCAGUUACGUUAAAAGAAAUAAAGGAUAUGCUUACGGUAAUGCUUAAUGAAUAUAAAAAAGAAAUGGAAAUAUUGCUGAAACUUCAGGAGAAAGUUUUUGUUGAUAACGUGAAAUGAAUUGCCUCAAAUGUAAUGAAACUUUGGUUACUUCUUCCAACUUUUUUAAAAAAGCUGAUAAAGAGGUGCAUUUGUCUAUUAAACCUGAAAUGUAUCAGUUAAUCAAGUUAGAAAAAAAAUUGUUUGAGCUCUAUGAUAACAAAAAGUUACGCAUAAAAUGUCAUAAAUGUGAAAGCAAUCUUGGUUGUAUACUUCCAUUUGGUCCAGAUGGCACAAAAUUUUCAGCAUUUUCUGUUGAUAAAGUCAUACUUUGUCAACGUGUUUUAACAAAGAAAGAAAAAUGGUGGAAUACAUAUAAAAGCUUUGAAAUGGAAAUAGAGCAAAGAGACAGUAAUAAUUUAUUUGGAAAGCUUAAAGAAAACUUUGUGGAAGAGAAUUUCAAUCACAAAGCAGCCACAAUGACAAUAUUUCCAUCCAUCGAUAACUUGAGUUUGUUUGAAUGGUAUUCAGUAUCACUUAAAAAGGAACCUCGACAAUACCAGAUACAAGCUUUUAUUGAGGCACUCCAAAGUAACUUAAUUGUUGUACUUAAAACGGGUUUUGGAAAAACACUUAUAGCUUCAAUGUUGAUAGGACGAAUGUGUGAAAUAAAUCCCCAAAAAAUGGGUCUAAUGAUUGUUGAUAGAAUUCCACUUGUUUUUCAACAUGCUGCUUCAAUUUCAAGUGAUACUAACCUAAGAGUAGUAAGCUUGUGUGGUGAAAAUAAGACCAAACAUACUAUUAAGCGUAUAAAUGAUGGAGAUUUUGAUGUUUUAAUUAUCACUGCAGGUGCAUUUUAUGACAUGGUCAAGCAGAAGUACAUUGAUGCAAAUAUGUUUUGUGUGGUAGUAAUUGAUGAGUGUCAUCAUGCAACUGGUGGUCAUAAGUAUUUAGAUGUUCUUCAAAUUUUUACUAGCAUGCCAUUACCAAAUCAGCCUAGGAUCUUAGGUUUGACUGCCUCUCCAAUUAAUGCAAAAACUAUUACUCAAGCUACAGAUAGACUUCAAAAAUUUCUUCUAAAUUUUCCAUCAGCAAAGAUAUUUUGUCCUGUACCAUCGAAAUCAGAGCAAAAUAUCAUAACUCUGGAAUUUGAAUACUCAGAAAAUCAGUCAAGAUUUUUAAAUCAAGUAGUUAGAAUGUUUAAUGAACAUCUUAAAAAUAACAUAUAUUCUCUUUUAAAAAUCUCCGGUAAUGAAUUACAAAGCAGUUUGUUAAAUUCUUACCAGAUUAUUGGAGAGUUGCGUACAUUAGAAAGUAACUAUACAAGUUCACAAUUAGCUUUAGAAAUGAAGCUUGCUUAUAUAUAUAUAGAAUCAUUAGAAAUGUGUGCUAUUAUGGGAGUUCGUACUGCAUAUAAUGUUAUAAAAGAUUAUGUAAAUGAAGUUAGUCAAGCAUAUCAAAAUGUUCAUGAAGAUUCUGUACGUUUGAAAAAGUUAUCUGCAAUUUUAGGAAGUCUGGAGAAGACCUCAAAAGUACUCAUUUUUGUUCAUACUAGAAAUGUUGCCAGAGCGCUUUACAAGUUUUUAUGUGACAAUUUUGACAUUUUUAAACCUAGAAUGGUAUUUGGUCAUGGUGGAUAUGAUGGAAUGUCAUGGGAAGGUGAACAGGAGCUUGCCAUCAGAGAUUUUGCAUCAGGAGAAUGUAAUUUAAUUGUCUGUACUUCAGUUUUAGAAGAAGGACUUGAUGUUGCUGAGUGUGAUGUAGUUAUUUCUUUUACUUCAUUUCGUAACCUUAUUCAAUUUAUUCAGGUUAGAGGAAGAGCUAGAAAACCUGGCAGCAAAUUUUAUUCAUUUCAAAGUACAUACGAAAGUAAAUUAACCUCUGAUAUAAUGAAGCAAGAAGAAAUCUUAAAUCAUGUUCUACAAAGUUUUUCAAUGUCAAGUUGUCUAUUUUCAAGUCUAUCUAAGGAUAUUAUAAAAAAAGUCCAACAGCAAUUUAUCAAUGAUUCAUCUGGUAUGAACAAUAACUUUGAUUACAGAGAUAAAGAUAAAGGAAGUUUCUCAUUUUUAAUUUAUAUUGAAGCUAAGAAAAGCAAUUCUAUAACAAAAGAAAGAAUUUUCGAAGUACUUGAAGAAUGCAAUGAGUUUAAAGUGAAAAAUCUUGAAAUUCUUGAAACCACUGCAGGAAUGAAGUCUUGUACCCAGCGAGUGUUUACAAAAGAAUGUUUAGUAUUUUUAGUAGGUGCUCAAACACAUACACAUAUAUCUAAUUCAUUUGAGACAUAUUUGCAAUUCUGUAGAACAUUCAACUUCAAUAUAAAAGUUGAUGAUAGCUGUCCAUCAUGGCCAUCAUGGACUCAGUUUAGCAUUAAACCAAGAGUAGUAACAAUAUUAGUUCAACUAAAAUUGGAAUUGGAUAUUUUAAAUAAAACCACUUGUGCUAUUGUGAAAGAGUUUACCGUGAGCAGCUGUUUAUUUUCUGAGAAAUUAGUGACACUAACUUAUUUUGAUGAUAAUACUUGUGAUAAGAAAAAGUUUAUUGAUAUCCCCUUAACAUCUUUAGGAUACUUUGCUUUGCUUUCCAUUGACCAACAUUUUUUUUCGUUGAACUUGGUAUUGUUGCAUCCACCUUUUGUUUGGUCAAAUACUCCUGGGAAUGAGAAAAUAAGAACUAUUGAUUCCGAUUUAUCGGAAAUGUUUUCAAAAUUCUCAUUAUUUCAAAUAACUUAUCCAAUUAAUGUAAUUCAAGAAGUUCAGCAGGUACUACUCUCUCCAAAACUGUUUCCCAUUCCACAUUUUUAUGUAAAACUAAAUUGUGUUCAGCCUGAAAAUUAUUGUUACCAAGAUUUAUGCAAGCAACUACCAGAGUCUAUAGAAUGGUACCUAGGUUGUAUAAAAGACUCAAGAAUGCUUUGUUUACCAACUGAGCCUCUUAAUGAUAUAAAAAAUCAUGUGGACAAUCAAAUAAGUUCAGAGCUUCAAAGAAGCGAAGUUCUUCAGUUAUGUGAAGCAGCAUUAAAAGCAGUUUUCAGUCGUUUAAAUAAAUACUCAUACUUUGAUUAUUUUUUAACAAUUUAUGAAAACGAGUUUAAUCAUAUGUUAAAAAUUCCUGUUUCAAAAAGAGAUAUUCUUCAAGACGUAGUUCCUUCGAAUUGUGUAUUGAUCAAACGUGUUGUUGCAACACCAACUCGAAUUGUGAUGUUGCCUCCAGUUCCAGUUGCAUCAAACCGAAUGAUACGUUUACUUAGUUAUUACAAUAUUCUAAUAGUUUCUUUUAGAGACGAAGAUAUGUCAAAACUACAUGACUCUGAUACUCAUGAUUACAUUUCUUUUCUUAUGAAAAAUGGGAUUAUGGUGAAUAAGUCUAGAUAUUAUUUUUUAGCAACAUCAGCAAGUCAACUCAGAGAUCAUAAAGCCUAUUUUAUUGAAGUGCCUUCUAAUAAUGAAGUCAAAAAUCUGAGAAGUAAAAUUGUUCCGUCACCUGAACAAUUUAAAAGUGCUGCAAAGUAUAUGUCUCGCCUGGGUCUUUAUGCUACAGCUGAUAUGGGAAGUUUGUUUGAAAUAAGUCCUGAUAUGAUUUCUUGGGUAAGUGAUCUAAAAGCAAAGAAUGGUGAACUAACCACUGAUGGAUGUGGUAAAAUUUCUCUGACAAUGAGUGCUCACAUUGCAAAUAUUCUUAAAAUUAAUCAACCUUCAGCUCUACAGAUUAGAUUUUCUGGUAUAAAAGGAAUACUGGUAUGCACCUAUGACGAUGAUCCAGAUUUAAAAAGUAAACCAUUUGCUUUCCGCAAAUCCAUGAAAAAGUUUGAAAACAAUGACAAAAGUUUUUGCAUUACUUCUUACUCUAAGUAUAAUUCUUUAAUCCUGAAUAGAGAAGUUAUCACUCUUUUUAAUGCUGUUGAUUCAAACUAUUUUGCUAAUGUUUUACUCCAAUUACAGCAUCAUGAAUUAGAGAAAGUUUCUGAUAUGUUUAAUAAUGAAAAUUCUGCUAGAAAAGCUCUGAUUGAAUAUUUUCCGAAAGGAAAUAUAGAUAGGUUAUCUAUAAUUGAUUUUCAUCAUGAUAAAUUUUGGUUUUCCGUGCUUCAGGGAAUAUAUCGCCUUAAAGUGCGUGAUCUGCUAAAGAGAGCUAGUAUACCUGUUGAAAAUGGGUGUUUGGUGGUUGGAGUAGCUGAUCCAAUAGGCAUUUUGAAAGAAGGAGAAAUAUUUUUACAAAUAGAUCAUGACAACAAGAAAGAGAUUAUAAUAGGUGAUGCUUUGGUGUACAGAAAUCCUUGUUUACAUCCAGGUGACCAGAGAGUUGUAUGCUGUGUUGAUGAACCUUCUUUACGUUAUCUAGUGAAUGUUGUUGUAUUUCCUGUAAUGAACUGUGAAUGUUCUUUUGCUGCAUCUUGCAGUGGUGGUGAUCUUGAUGGUGAUCAAUUUGCAAUUAUAUGGGAUACGAAACUUAUUCCACCAAGACAUUUAAUAUAUCCUCGUUUUGACUACUCUCAACUAACUUUAGUUGAUCCAUUGAUUAAAAAUGUUGAUGUUACAGAUGAGAAUGUUAUUGUAGACUUUUUUAUGAAAUUUAUGAAGAAUGACAGUUUAGGCAGAAUCGCUCAUAAACAUCUUGCACUUUGUGAUUUUAUUGAAAAUGGAGCUCGUAAUCCAUUAGCUGUUGAAUUAGCUAAAUCUCAAGCUGCAGCUGUUGACUAUCCUAAAACCGGAAUACUUCCAGAAGUUCCUGAAGAGGCAAUCUUAUUAGUUAAAACAAAGGGUUUUCCAGACUUUAUGGAAAAAAAUGACUGCUACAGUUCUAAUCAAAUUCUUGGUAACCUCUAUCGUAAAUGUAAAUCUAUUGGCUUCAGCUUUGAUCUAACAAGUAAAGUAAAUAUAGAAAAAGGGUCUGGAUCUAGCCUUCGUAUUCCAGGUUAUUAUGAGUACUUAGAAGAUGCUUUAGAAGUUUAUUCUUGUUAUGCUCAUAACAUUAAAGCAAUAAUGUCAUGGUUCGACUUAAAAGUUGAAGCUGAUGUGGUUUUAGGUUGUGCCACAUAUAAUUGGAGUACUCAUUUUGAAGCUGACAAAGGAAAGGCAUCAAAGUCAAUAGCUGAAUGCUAUAAACAGUUGGUAAAAAAGUUUCGUGAAAUUUUUUUUAGCAAUAUUGAUGAUGUUUCUAAAAUGAAAAAAGCUUGUGCGUGGUACAAUUUGGUUUAUGAUAAUGCUAUUAAAAUUGUUGGCCAUAAAAAAAAAUAUUUAAGUUUUCCUUGGGUUAUCAGUGAUGUGCUUUGUGAACUAUUUCAAGAGAUACACAGCCAAAGACCAAGUAGUUUCUUCCUUGAUGUUGGAUCUUCUGCUCUUAAUUAUUUUAGCAAGAGUUCUUCAUUGUUAUUGAAAAACAUCACUGAUAAAGCAAAAGUUUUGAAUAUUAUAGAUCAUGCAAUACAAAGGUUUGUGAAAAAAGAAUAUAGAAUUGAUAAAGCAUUUAAAGUAUCUACAUAUGGCUCAACAUCAAUAUAUGUGUGCGAACCUGAAUCAGAUGUUGAUAUAUGUAUAUUUGCUGAGCAGUGUGUUUUUUCAAGUGACAUAUUUCCUUUACAAAUGCGAUUACGCAUGAAUGAAUUUUGUCAUGAUGAGAAAGAAAAACAUAUUUUACAGUUUGUGAUUUCACGAGCAUUAGAUUCAGUGGUAUCUUCAAAAAGGGAAAUUUUAGAUGCCAAAAUUCCUAUUAUUAAAUGUGUGAUAGGCGACGAAUAUAGUGCAGUCAGUUGCGACAUUUCAAUGAAUUUGAUUGGUAAACUUAAAACACAGUAUAUUUAUUUUCUUUACCGAAGUAACUGUUUGUAUUUACCUUUAUUUUGGAUAUUAGUGAGCUGGGCAAGAGUUGUUGGUUUAGUAAAAAGUGCUAUAAAUUGUAAUGGAGUUAUGGAUACAGCUGAGUUUUACUCACUUAUUAUUGAUUUAAUGAAUACAGAUAAUUACGAAAACUAUUUUGUUGAAAACAAUCGGUAUAGUUCAAUUUCUUAUCUCUAUAGCUGCUUAGACAAACUUAAAAAAAGAGAUAAACAUGAACUAGGAUUAAUGUUGCACACUUUUUUUCGAAAAGCAGCAAAUUUGAAAGGUAAUUUAGUAUUCUGUUGGCCAGCACCUAAUAUUCCAGAAGUUAAAAUCGAUUCCAAAGUAACUGAAAAAAUAUCAAUUUUUGCACAGAGUGCAUUUCAUUCAAUAUCAGCAACAAAAAAUAUGAAUGAGUUGUUCCUACAUGCUUUGAUGUCACAACAAAGUACGAUAGAAUAUUCUGUUAAAUUGCCACUAUCUGUGUCUUAUGCAAUGCAGGCUUGCUCCUUUCAUUCAAGCCGACUUUCGAAACUAACUGGUGCAAUUGUUUCUGUAACUCCAAAAGAAGGAACAAAAAAUCUUUUGGUUAAUGCAGUGGGUUCCAGUUUAUCUAUAAAUCUUCUUCGAUCAGAAAUACGCGAUCUUAUUCACACUAAUAAAACUUUAAGUUUGGGCGUGUUACCCAAAAAAAGAUCUAAAUAUUUUAUGGAAGGUUCCUCAUUUUUAAUUGUUGAGGGAAAAACACUCACAUUUAACCCAACACUAAAAUUUGAAGCAAGUUUAGGGGCAUUUGAACUAUUACAUGCAUGCAAUAGUAAGGAUGCUUUGUAUCUAGAAACUGAUUUGAAGCCAUUACCUUCAUGGUUGGAUGAAGAAUUUAUUAGAUUUCAAUCUUGCAUUACAACACAGAUGUCAAAGUUUCCGUGUAAAAAGAACAUUUCUCUUGAGGCAUCAUCACGGUUUGGUUGUUUUUAUUUAAUUGAUCUCAGUAAACGAUUGCCAGAUUCAACAACAUGUUUAAAAAUGAGUGAAAUUGAACGCUUUAUUGAACGAGGUCGCUUUAAUCGUAAAAAGUGGAGUAGGACAGAUUAUGUUCCAUCUCCUAAGCAGCAGGAUUUAACCAAUAAAAUGAGUUUACUCAAGAUAAUUGCCGUUACAUUGCAUCAUAAAAAGUGUUGGUUUCCAUCAGCAUUUAAAGUAACUAUUUUUUACAAUUAUCACAAUGAUUGUCAUAUGCAUUGUCACAUGUAUGUUCAUUUCGCUUCGCCUGUCCUUAGCAAUCUUAAUGUAUGUUAAUAUUAACUUUAAUGAUAAAA